AUGUUUGAUGCGUCUUGGCAUCUUUUAUUUCUAUCUACAGGACAAUAUUGGACGCACAGUUUAUCUGCAGGUGAAUAUCCAGAAUAUCAGUGGAACGAAAGCCACGUUCAACCGGGCAUUCAACCUUAUCUUCCUCAGUUCAUGUUUCCAUCACCGCAGGCAUCACAGUUCAGCCAUGAAACAGUCAGAUCAGUAUCACCUCAGCCUGGUCCAAGUUUUUCUUCUUUGGAAACAGCUGCAGCCACGUUCAGUCAGUCGCGUGAAGGCACCGAAGGCGAAUCGAGAGCUCUUGUACGCUGGUCUAGAGCUGAUGUGCUGUUGUUAAUAUCCUGCUAUGUCGAACGCAGAGAACGAUUUAAAGAUAUAAACAAAAGAACAAGUCCCUGUGGGAAGAAAUCAGCGAAGAAUUAA
Messenger RNA from Pocillopora meandrina, 411 nucleotides. NCBI's taxonomy places the organism in Eukaryota, Metazoa, Cnidaria, Anthozoa, Scleractinia, Pocilloporidae. The record is from the annotation of a GenBank genome assembly.